AUUAUUUUCCUUUCGACUAUAUUUGGCAAUUUGCCCGUGAAGUCCUGCGCUCAACCACGAGCAAUAAUGCCACCAAAUGGUAUUCGCAGUCCCUGCAAUGCCAACCUCCCAGCAUCUAAAUUUCGACUAGUUUCUCUAUUUCCAAUUCGUAACGUGUUAAAUUUUCCAAUUCCACCUUCUCCUUACUUUGGUUCCAGCUCACACUAUUCCGGAUUUUCCCGUCUUGUUGGCCCACUCAGGAGAAGGGAUUUUCAAACCAGAAGUCGCUUAACAUUUGUAAGCUGUGGUGCAGCAGCAACAAGGGGCACCGCUACUGAUCACUAUUCAACGUUGAAUGUUAGCCGGAAUGCCACACUGCAGGAUAUAAAAAACUCAUAUAAGAAACUCGCUCGUAAGUACCAUCCAGAUGUGAACAAGGACCCUGGAUCAGAAGACAGGUUCAAAGAGAUAAGUGCUGCAUAUGAGGUUUUAUCAGAUGAUGAAAAAAGAUCUUUAUAUGAUCAAUUCGGGGAGGCAGCUUUGCAGGGAGACUAUGGUGUAAUGAGCCGUGGUUCAAGAGGGGUCAAUCCUUUUGAAAUUUUUGAUGCAUUCUUCGGAGGAUCUGAUGGACUUUUUGGAGAAAGAGAUGGAAUUGGAGGCAUCAAUUUAAAUCAGAGGAGUGGAAAUAUUCAAAAUCUUGAUAUUUAUUAUGACUUGCACUUAAGCUUUGAAGAAUCAGUGUUUGGAGGAGAGCAGGCAAUUCAAUUUUCUUGUUUUGAGACAUGUGAAAUUUGUGAUGGAACGGGUGCUAAAUCAAAUAAUUGCAUGAAAUUGUGUGCCGACUGUCAUGGAAGAGGAGGAGUGGUCAAAACUCAGAGAACACCAUUUGGAAUGAUGUCUCAGGUGUCCAUAUGUUCUGAAUGUGGCGGUGAUGGUAAGAUAAUAACAGAGUUAUGUCGUAGCUGUGGUGGCAGUGGUCGAAUGCAAUCAAUUAGAAAAAUGAACUUAGUAAUCCCACCAGGUGUCAGUGAUGGAGCCACAAUGAAAAUUCAAGGAGAAGGCAGUUCUGAUAAGAAAAGGAGAAUGACUGGUAACCUGUAUAUCAGGCUUCGUAUAGAUGAAAAGCAUGGAAUCUGGAGAGAUGGUAUUCAUCUAUACUCCAACAUUAGCAUUGACUAUACAGAGGCAAUAUUAGGUACUAUUGUCAGGGUUGAAACUGUUGAAGGCUUGAAAGACCUCCAAAUACCUGCUGGUGUUCAACCAGGGGAUAGAGUUAGAUUGCCAUGCCUGGGGAUUCCAGAUAUAAAUAAACCUUCUGUUCGUGGUGAUCAUCUGUUUAUCGUGAAUGUUCAGAUUCCAAAACGCAUCAGUGACUCAGAACGCACAAAAAUUAAAGAAUUGGCAUUACUCAAGGCAUCUAAUAUGAAUGAUGAAGUUUACACUCAUGGGAUGCCUCAAGGAACGUUUGAUAAAUGUACACAUGAAAAUCAAGGAAAUCUUGCUUCGAGCCAAGCAAUUAAGCGCAACACUUCAAUCUGGUCUUCAAUCAAGCACUUCAUUGGUAAAAGACAGCCCCGAGAAGGUUUUGCUUCGAUUGGCGUGGAGAUAUCAAAACCGCCUUGUUGGAGGCAUUUGAAGUUGCAUUCUUCAUACACAGACUCGCUGAUAACGGUUUUAAUAGUAACUUCACUCUUCUUGGUCGGGAGAAAUUACUUCUGGACACUUGUACGAGGAAAAUAUCAUUGACUCUGGAGCUAGAAGUUUUCAUUGAGAGGUUCAAAAUAAAUAUAUUAUAAUCUUGAAAAUUUAGGAGUUAAAAACUGGGAAGAACAUUACCUUUAUCGUUUAUAUAUUAUAAGAUAAAUCAGGAGAAUUAAAAGGGGCAUGGCCCUUUACUUCUUCGCACCUGCCUGAGAUCCUAUCAUA
This is a messenger RNA of Benincasa hispida (wax gourd), 1905 nucleotides long. Its product is annotated as Molecular chaperone Hsp40/DnaJ family protein. Gene Ontology annotation, molecular function: heat shock protein binding; ATP binding. Gene Ontology annotation, cellular component: cytoplasm; chloroplast thylakoid membrane. The record is from RefSeq and is a predicted model, not a curated record. Lineage: Eukaryota; Viridiplantae; Streptophyta; Magnoliopsida; Cucurbitales; Cucurbitaceae. Gene Ontology annotation, biological process: protein refolding; response to heat.